AUGGUCUUCGAAGAUUGGUUCAAUGACCACUUCAUACCAGCAAUGGAAUGGUAUUUGUCCUCAAAAGGUCUGCCUUUUAAGGUUCUUCUAGUUUUAGACAAUGCCCCUGGUCACCCUUUAAAUUUGAGCAACAUGCACCCUAAUGUGAAGGUGGUGUACCUUCCACCAAAUACAACAUCGCUCAUACAGCCGAUGGACCAGGGAGUAAUUGCUAACUUCAAGGCAUACUACCUUAGAAGGACAAUACGCUCUGCUUUGAGGGCUAUUGAAGGUAACAUGGAGUUGACUUUGAAGCAGUUUUGGAAGGGCUACAACAUCGGAGAUGCAGUCAGGAAUAUUGUAAGUGCUUGGGACGAGGUGAAGACAACCACUUUAACAGAAGAUGUCGAAACUGUGACAAGGAAAAUCGUAGGGCUAAGCAAGAUGCUGAAACUAGACUUGGAAGCUGAGGAUGUCACAGAGCUGCUGGCAUCCCAUGGAGAGGAGUUGUCAUCAGAGGACCUCAUUAAACUGGAGCGGCAGAUGAUUGAGGAGGAGUUAGAGGUUCCAGACCCAAAACCCAGGGCAUUAACUGUCAAAGGCUUGUCAGACGGUUUUUUUACUCAUCUGGAGAGAGCUUUGGCUUCUUUUGAGAGAGGAAACCCUAAUGUUGCCAGGUUUGACAGAAUUCGGAGAGGGAUCCUGGUAAUUGGUAACGAUAAAGAACCCUGA
Molecule: messenger RNA, 711 nt
Organism: Macrobrachium nipponense
Lineage: Eukaryota; Metazoa; Arthropoda; Malacostraca; Decapoda; Palaemonidae
Product: tigger transposable element-derived protein 1-like
Exons: 1
Coding region: 1-711 (236 amino acids)
Cellular component (GO): nucleus
Molecular function (GO): DNA binding
Source: RefSeq, a predicted model, not a curated record